AGCAGCUCUCGGAACGAGCACGAGCAGGGGGAUGACAACGACGAGGAGCCACGACAGCCGUGGCUCCGUAGGGUAGUCGACAAGUACGGGGCGCUUGAACUAGAUAAUAAAGGCAGUGUCGCACGAGACCAUCUCGCAUUGGAGCGGACGUUCCUUGCAUGGCUUCGUACUUCACUCGCCUUUGCAUCGAUUGGGAUUGCCGUUACACAGUUAUUCCGCCUCAAUAGUUCAAUAACCUCUGGAACGACGGGCAGCACGACUAGUUCAGUAAACAGCCCUAAUGUGCUCACGCCGCCCAUUGAUCAGUCUUCAUCAUCGUUGCUUGAAAUCCUCCUCGCGCCGCCGAGUAGUAGUGGCGCCGGCGGUGCGCGUCUUCGUAAUGUCGGCAAGCCCUUGGGUGCGACGUUUAUCGCUAUUGCUAUCUUGAUCCUGUUGAUCGGGUUCCACCGUUACUUUGAAGCACAGUACUGGAUUGUGCGCGGCAAGUUCCCUGCUAGCCGUGGCAGUGUUGCCGUGGUCACGUUUCUGGCUGCAGGCUUGAUUGUGUCGAGUUUGGUGGUUAUCCUAGCCAUUGCGCCGACUGCUUUGGAG
Talaromyces proteolyticus is the source of this 591-nucleotide messenger RNA. RefSeq lists its product as uncharacterized. The transcript is spliced from 2 exons. NCBI's taxonomy places the organism in Eukaryota, Fungi, Ascomycota, Eurotiomycetes, Eurotiales, Trichocomaceae. The annotation marks the transcript as partial. The record is from RefSeq and is a predicted model, not a curated record.